Molecule: messenger RNA, 1576 nt
Organism: Zingiber officinale
Lineage: Eukaryota; Viridiplantae; Streptophyta; Magnoliopsida; Zingiberales; Zingiberaceae
Product: 3-ketoacyl-CoA synthase 12-like
Exons: 2
Coding region: 10-1383 (457 amino acids)
Biological process (GO): fatty acid biosynthetic process
Cellular component (GO): membrane
Molecular function (GO): acyltransferase activity, transferring groups other than amino-acyl groups
Source: RefSeq, a predicted model, not a curated record
AGUCUUCUCAUGGAGUUGUUGUCAAUGGCGUCCGCCUUCAUGCUCUUCUACUGCUUCUUAAACAUUCUAUGGGUUUUUUUCCGGCGGUGGCGCGACCGGCAGUGCUACCUGGUUGACUAUGUGUGUUUCAAGCCCUCCGACGACCGGAAAAUAUCGACGGAGUUCAGCGGGGACAUCGUGAUGAGGAACCCGCGGCUGGGGUUCCCGGAGUACAAGUUCCUGCUCAAGGUCAUCGUCAACUCCGGCAUCGGCGAGGAGACGUACGGCCCGAGCAACAUUUUGGAGGGGCGGGAGGACGAGUGCACCCACGGCGACGGCAUGGCGGAGAUGGACGACUGCAUGGACGCGGCGCUGGACGAGCUGUUCCGGCGGUCGGCGGCGCUGCGCGUGUCGCCGCUCGACGUGGACGUGCUGGUGGUGAACGUGUCGAUGUUCGCGCCGGCGCCGUCGCUGGCGUCGCGGAUCGUGCGGCGGUACGGCAUGCGGGAGGACGUGAAGGCGUUCAACCUCGGCGGGAUGGGGUGCAGCGGCAGCCUCAUCUCGCUGGACCUCGUCGGGAACGUGUUCCGGGGGAGGGGGAGGACGACGGCGGUGGUGCUGUCGUCGGAGUCGAUCGGGCCCAACUGGUACCGCGGCAGCGAUAAGUCGAUGAUGAUGGGGAACUGCCUCUUCCGCUCCGGCGGAUGCGCCAUGCUGCUGAGCAACGACCCAGCGAUGCGGCGGCGGGCGAAGAUGAGCCUCCGAUGCCUCGUGCGCACCCACAUUGGCGCCAACGACGACGCUCACCAGUGCGCCGCCCAGAAGGAGGACGACCGAGGCCUCGUCGGCUUCUUCCUCGGCAAAGAGCUCCCAAAGGCUGCAGUCCGAUCGUUAACGGAGAAUCUCCAACGCCUUCUCCCCAAAGUGCUUCCCACCCGAGAGCUGCUCCUCUUCGCCGCCCGGGCGGCGAGGCAGCGGCUGUGGUGGCGGAACAAGGCCGGGGCACCUCUGGCGGCGGCGACGCGAGUCAACUUCAAGUCCGGCAUCGACCACUUCUGCCUACACCCCGGCGGCGCCGCCGUGAUCGAGGCCGUCGGGCGAAGCAUGGCGCUCUCCCCCCACGACCUCGAGCCGUCGCGCAUGACCCUCCACCGGUGGGGCAACACCUCCGCCAGCAGCCUCUGGUACGUCCUCGCCUACAUGGAGGCCAAGCGCCGCCUUCGGAGGAACCACCGCGUGCUCAUGGUCACCUUCGGCGCCGGCUUCAAGUGCAACAGCUGCGUGUGGCAGGUGGAGCGCGACCUCGACGACGACGGAGCUUGGGCGGACUGCAUCCAUGGCUACCCUCCCAAGACCUCGACCAAUCCCUUCCUCGAAAAGUACGGCUGGGUCAACGAUGAGUGAUCGCCAUUGCCAUCGAACAAAACUACUAUAAAAGGAUCUUCACAACUCUCUUCACAGCCAUUAAGAUCAGAGCAGAAUUCGCUUUCAAUGUAGUUUUCUUCUUCUUCGUCUUCUUGAUGUUUUCCUCUGAUUAACAUUCGAUUAUGAUGAUUAGUUCUUAGCCGCCACUAAUUAAUCAACAUGAGCUUAAUUA